AUGAAAUUUAAAGACAAAAAUGAAAGCUUUUCUUGUUUGGAAGCCUAUUUAACUUUGACUUCUAAGAGCUCAAGAUUUAGUGAUGUUUUGAAGAACCGAGUUUUCAGACUGACGCCUUGGGGUCGUCGAAAUUUGGAAAUGCGAAAGCAAAGUUUGACAAUCUUGGCUCCUAAGCAUGUGCAGAAGUUAGCAGUGAUCACAAGGGGGACAUGCAAACAGAGUUUGAGGAUGUCACAAAGGCAUUCAAGUCAAGCUAGCCCUAGAGCAGGAAGUGACGUGGACUCUCCUACUAUCAACACCAAGUACUUCACUCUCAGAGAUGUUUGUUCCACAUAUUCCUUUCAAGGUACUAGCCAUCAUGAAUUGUCAAAAUCUUGCAACUUUGAUAAUAAAGAAUUUAUUGGAAAGAAAGAAAAAGACUCAACAUUAACCCAUGAGCACCUUGAAACUUCAAUUGUAGGCUUAACAAAUCCUUUAGACGCUCCUGCUCGAAGAAAGAAGUUUGUCUUCUCUAGGAAGGUAAAGGAUAAAACCCCAGAACUUUGUGAAACUCCUAAAGUCAGGGGGAAUAAAUGUUUACUGCGAAGAAGGUUGGAUGUAUCUUUCUCUCUUCUAAAGGGAGACUGUGGAUCACAAAACAGUUCUCUAGAAAGUAGUGUAAGUCAAGUUCUCAACUUAGAAAAUCAUAUUCCAAGCAGUGCUUCAUGUUUCCCAAGGGAAAAUAAUUUUAGCCCAUUAGUUACUAGCACUAUAAAAACAGAAGAAGUAACCUCCAACAGUCAAAACUUAAGACUAAAUUUUUCUCAGCACAAGACUUCCACAAUUGAUGAUUCCAAAGAUGAUUGUAGCCUAUUUGAAGUGGAGUGUAUAUCUCCCAUUCGGGGCAAUGAUUUUAAAGAUUCAUUUUCACAUGACUUUAGUGAUAGCAGUUUAAGUGUUUAUGAUGAAAAUACACAUUCUGAACUUCUGGACUCCUCUGGAAGUGGAACAAUCUGUGGAACAGAUGAGAAUAUAUUUGUGACUCCAGUAAAUAAUCUUAUAGCAAACAUUAAAUUUAAUGCAAGUCAGACAGUUUCAACUGAAGUGAGAGGCAAUUUUUCAACACCUGAAGACAGUGGUUUUAACUCACUUAGCUUGGAUAAGUCAGAAGAUUCACUCUCUGAUCAGGAGGGUUAUUUUCAAGAACUACAUCAGAAACAUAAGGGGACUCUCAAAGUAGGGGACACCAUAAGAAAAUCAAGGCAUCUUGGAAGGUCAAGAAGACUGUCCACUCUUCGGGAACAAGGCUCACAGUCAGAGACAGAAGAGGAAAAGCAGGCCAGCUCCUCCAACUCUGACACAAGACUGGUGGCCAAGUCAAACAUCUCAGAGAGUCAACCAAGCAAUGGUAAUAAGACUGGGAAUUUGACUUUAAGCUUUAAGAACUUAUCAAAUACACCAGCCUUGCAAUUAGUGCAUGAGCUCUUUAUGAGAAGCAAAAGGAAAAGAUUCCAGCAAAAGGAUGACCAUGAAUUCUUAGAAGAAAGGGAUGAGGGAAAAAUAGCUGUAUUGCAGUGUGUUCUCGCAGGACUGAUUGGCAAGAAGAUGGGUAUAGAACAACUGGACAUCUUAACAGAACUAAAAUAUAGAAAUUUAAAGCACGUUCUUGCUAUGGUUUUAGAUUUAUUAACUGCAGAGAGUUUAUACAGUGUUUGGAAAGUCAGCAGAAAUUGGCGUGAAAUUGUUGCUCAAGAUAGAAAAGCUAAUCGGAGAAGAAAAUUUUAUAUCACACAACUGAAAGCAAAUUCUGAGGGGGCUAUAUUAAAUGUUGAGGAUGCUGCCACUCGGCUACAUCUUCUAAAUCGCUCAGCUUUAAGAUCAGUGCAGGCACAGGCCCGGACACCCAGUUCUCUUAAAGAGCAAGUUCCAACCUUAUCUCCUUGGGGAGAAGUUUUGACACCUAUAGCAAGUUCUUCCUUUACCCAUUUAAAUAGUAAACAGGAUGAAUAUGUUAAGGUUGCCAAAACACUGUUUACUGAUGAAGCAUUAAAACCUUGCCCAAGGUGUCAAUCCCCAGCUAAGUACCAGCCAUAUAAGAAAAGGGGACUGUGUAGCCGCACAGCCUGUGGUUUUGACUUUUGCGUGUUAUGUCUGUGUGCUUAUCAUGGGUCUGAAGAAUGUAGCAGAGGAGCAGCAAAGCCAAGAAAUAGGAAAGACGCUCUCCCAGGAAGUAUCCAGAGUAAGCGGAAUUUAAAACGCCUCUAA
This is a messenger RNA of Castor canadensis (American beaver), 2244 nucleotides long. The record is from RefSeq and is a predicted model, not a curated record. NCBI's taxonomy places the organism in Eukaryota, Metazoa, Chordata, Mammalia, Rodentia, Castoridae.